CAACUGUGCUGUGUUGUUAUUGGCUCAAAACCGGAAAUGACGCAUUACCAGUCGGUGGCGGGAACGUGCUGUUUGCUGUAUUCAGAAUUUACCGCAUUGUCAUUCUUCAACGCUAAAGCAUUUAAACCUGAAAUAUAUCGUUAAAUUAACAGCCAAAUUACUUACGUAGUUCGUUGUUGUAUUUUUUUUUAUCAGAUAUCGGUUGGGUUAUGAGGCUGUCCUGAAGCUUUUAUUAUCGAACACAAUCAAGUGGGCGAGCAUCACCGGCGGAUGUACAGUAAGACGGCGUGAGACCGAGAAUUCUCCUAACGGAAAAAAAAAAAAAAAACAUUGAUAUUGAUAUUGAAAUGAGCUUUUUCAAUCUAGACCGUUUCCGUUUCCAAAGGGACAACGCAGAAGACAGUCACUGUAAAUCGUCGGAUGGAUCCAACUCGGAUAAGGAGAAUAAACGGGCCCACCAAAGAAAGACAGAUGGUCGAUGUGCAUCAGGCAAGGCAUCAAGACAUGCAUUAGAGGAUGUUUCUGCAGAUGACAAAGUUGUCAGGAUGAGCAAGGAUACAACAUCAGAGUCCAAGAACCAGAUAAGCAAGGAUAUGGAGGACAAAAUAAUUAAACUACUGGAAAUAUUCCCUCAGAAGAGCAAGAAAGAUCUACUGGAGGUAGUUGAAAGCACCAGCACACUGGAGGGAGCUAUAGCACAUUGUUUGAUGAUUUAUGGAGAUGACGAUUCAGGCAGACGGAAAGGCAAAGCAGGGCAUAGUGAAGAUGAUGAUAACGAUCAGCCAAUGAAGAGGAGAAAAAUUGUGCAUUCAGAAUCUGAAGAGGAGGAGGAGGAGGAAGAAGAUUCUGAUGAUGAUGAUGAGGAGGAGAGUCAGGAGCCAAGCAGAGAGAGACAAGAGGCUCUGUUGAAGAAGCUGAAGAAGAAACUGCCUGAUAUAGAAAAAGAGGUGCUGAGGGAUGUCCUGAGAGAGCAUGACUGGGACUAUGAGAAUGCCUUGGGUUCACUGCUUGUGUUUUCAUCAACAGAUUCAAGUUCUCCAGAAGAUCAGAGAAAACAAAAGUCAAAAUCAUCUCACUCCAGGGAAAAAAAGGACAAGAGCUCUCAAAAGGCUGACAGCUCGUCUAGCCUAUCAAGAUGGCUGACGGCGUUACCGUCUCCUGUGCCAAAAGUCUCUAGUGUGUCUACUCCAAAAACACAAAAAUCAGCAGUCAGCAAAAGCAUGACCAAAAACACAUCCUUUAAGCGGAAGAGGGACGAUGAAUUGCCAUUAAAUGAUGCUAGUGCCUCUGAGGAUGAAGGAGAGGAGAUUGACAGUGAUGUUGAGAGUAUCUCUGAUGAUCUGGACUCGGAGGAUGAGGACAGCAUCUCGGGCAAUCUCCAGGACAAGAUCAUGCAGUUUCUCCAAGAAGCUUCCCUAGAUGAGCUUGCUCUAAUAUCUGGCUGCUCAAUCAAAAAAGCCCAGAAGAUCAUUUCGCUGAGGCCUUUCAACACUUGGAAAGAUGUGAAAGAGCAGUUCUUCAAGGAUAAUGGCCUUUCUAUAGAUCUGGUAAAUGGCUGCAAGGUUGUGCUUAAGGAGAGGCAGGUGGUUAGAGACCUUAUGGGAAGAUGUGAGAAGAUUGCACAGAAAAUGACUAAAGAUGUUACCCAGGUCAUAGAAGCAGGCAUGGGCUCCAUCAAGCCACCCAAAAUCCUGAACAGCAAUUUCAAACUCCAGCCAUAUCAGCUGAUUGGCUUGAAGUGGCUGAUUCUUCUGCACCAGCACAACCUGAGUGGCAUCCUGGCAGAUGAAAUGGGGCUUGGUAAAACUAUUCAGGCUAUCUCUUUCCUGGCUCAUUUGUAUGAAAAAGGAAUCAAAGGCCCUCAUCUUAUUACCGUACCCUCGUCCACACUGGAUAACUGGGUUCGUGAGCUGGGUCUUUGGUGUCCCAGUCUUAAAGUUCUUAUUUACUAUGGGUCUGUGGAAGACCGCAGAUACUUGCGACAAGACAUCCUCAGUGGCUUAGUUGAAUUCAACAUCAUAGUAUCCACUUACAAUCUCACAAUAGGGAAUGACCAUGAUCGCAGUCUGUUCCGCAAACUGAGGCUGAAGUAUGCUGUGUUUGAUGAGGGUCACAUGCUGAAAAAUAUGAACUCUCUACGCUACCGCCACCUCAUGGCCAUCAAUGCUGAGCACAGAUUGUUGCUGACAGGAACACCUUUACAGAACAACCUGCUGGAGCUCAUGUCACUCCUGAACUUCAUCAUGCCCUCCAUGUUCUCCAGCAGCACCUCACAGAUCUCCAAAAUGUUCUCUACGAGGUCAUCAGAGGAAGAAAGCAGUUUUCACAAGGAAAGAAUUGCACAGGCCAAACUUAUCAUGAAGCCAUUCAUUCUGAGACGAGUCAAGAGAGAGGUGUUGAAACAGCUUCCACCAAAAGUGGAGAACAUUGAAAUGUGUCCCAUGAGUGAUGCCCAACAGAAGCUGUAUGACAGACUUUUCAAAAGACUCAAGAAGGCUCCGAAUGGAGACAAGCGGGAGCUUUGCAAUGUGAUGAUGCAGCUGAGAAAGAUGGCUAAUCAUCCAUUGCUGCACCGCCAGUACUACACCAGUGACAAAUUGGCUGCUAUGAGUAAAGCCAUGCUUAAGGAGCCAACACACUUUGAUGCCGACCCUGCACUGAUCCAGGAGGACAUGGAGGUGAUGUCUGAUUUUGAGCUGCAUAAUUUAUGUAAGCAGUACAGCUCCAUCAGCAGUUUUCAGCUGGAGAACAGGCUCCUCUUAGACUCUGGAAAGUUUGCACUUUUAACCAAAAUACUCACCAGGCUCAAAGAAAAGGGUGAUAGGGUUGUCCUUUUCAGUCAGUUCACCAUGGUGCUGGACAUUGUGGAGUUUCUGCUCAAACACCUUGACCAUCAGUUUGUUCGACUGGAUGGUUCUACUCCCAUGGCGGAGAGGAUUGGUCUCAUCGACAAAUACAAUACAAACCCUGACAUUUUUGUGUUCCUCCUGUCGACUCGGGCUGGGGGGCAGGGAAUCAACCUCGCCUCUGCAAACACAGUGAUACUGCAUGACAUUGAUUGCAAUCCAUUCAAUGAUAAACAAGCAGAGGACCGCUGUCAUCGAAUGGGGCAAACCAGAACAGUGCAGGUGAUCAAGCUCAUCAGCAGAGAUUCGAUUGAGGCCUGCAUGCUCCGUGUGGGACAGGAGAAGCUGAAACUGGAACAGGACAUGACCACUGAUGGAGAAGAGGAUGGUGCUAUGACUGAACAAAUGGCAGAGCUGCUCAAAGUCUCACUGGGCCUUUGAAACCUGAAGAAUGGUAAAGUCAGAGUGGUAGUUGCGUGUGCAUUUCCCUCCACUCGUCAAGUACAAACACAGCAACUUGAAACUGAUUUGAUGUGGAUUUAAGGACUAGCACUUUUUCCCAUGUUCAAAUGUUAGAGGUCAGUUAUUAAAUGCACACAAAUCUUGGACCAAUGUACUGGUGGUAGAGGAGUUUGUUACUCAGGGAUCACCUGAAAUACUCAUGUUAAUAUUCCACACUGGAGAUCUGUGUCAUACGUGCCAUCUGAAAGACUGUACCUCACCUGCCCAGCUCAGUUUAGCCCACACAGGACUGGUGAGUUGGUUCUAGAUUUGUGACCUUAUAGACUAAAGGCACUGCUGCAAAUAACUGGUUAUACUUGUACUGUAACAGUUUUGUUGUUUAUAGUGUGUGUCCUUGUAUUGUUUUCUAAAUAAAGAUAAUAGUCAUUUCCUUAA
Messenger RNA from Onychostoma macrolepis, 3743 nucleotides. RefSeq names its product SWI/SNF-related, matrix-associated actin-dependent regulator of chromatin, subfamily a, containing DEAD/H box 1 a (gene smarcad1a). The record is from RefSeq and is a predicted model, not a curated record. Lineage: Eukaryota; Metazoa; Chordata; Actinopteri; Cypriniformes; Cyprinidae. Gene Ontology annotation, cellular component: nucleus. The transcript is spliced from 23 exons. Gene Ontology annotation, molecular function: chromatin binding; ubiquitin binding; ATP-dependent chromatin remodeler activity. Bases 348 to 3287 code for a protein of 979 amino acids.